Prunus mume (Japanese apricot) is the source of this 1520-nucleotide messenger RNA. Its product is annotated as mitochondrial thiamine diphosphate carrier 2-like. Lineage: Eukaryota; Viridiplantae; Streptophyta; Magnoliopsida; Rosales; Rosaceae. Gene Ontology annotation, biological process: transmembrane transport. The record is from RefSeq and is a predicted model, not a curated record.
GGGGGGGAGGGUGCUAAAAUGGACCACUAUAUGUCGGACGGGAAGGAUUCUGUGAAGUGAAAAUAGAAAGGUAGGGCUUCCGUUGCCCACCCGACUAUCUAGCUGGCCCACAAAAACACCGCCCACCAAAAUAUAAUAUCUCCCUCCCUCUUCUUUCUUACAGGUCGCCGCUGGCUAUUUUCUCUCUUUGCCCCCUCUCUCUCUGCUCUCUCAAUCCAAUAAGGCGGCAAAAGGCAAUUCAAUGUUGCCCCCACUCUCUUCAUUGCCGCUUGUGCCCUCUCCAGGUGAUAAAGCUUAGAUUUUUUUUACCUGAGGGAGGUUUUGUUGGCAAUGGAAGAGACAGGGCAGCUCAAGCGAGCCUUCAUUGAUGCUACGGCGGGUUUAAUCGCGGGUGGUAUAUCGCGAACAGUUACGUCACCGCUCGACGUUAUUAAGAUUAGAUUCCAGGUUCAACUGGAGCCCACCACUUCAUGGGCUUUGCUUCAUAAAAAUUUGUCUCAACCGUCAAAAUAUACUGGGAUGUUGCAGGCAACAAGGGAUAUUUUCAGAGAGGAAGGCUUACCGGGCUUUUGGCGUGGCAAUGUCCCAGCUCUACUUAUGGUUAUGCCGUAUACGGCUAUACAAUUUGCUGUGUUACACCAAUUGAAAACAUUUGCUGCUGGUUCCUCCAAGACAGAGGAUCACAUAUAUUUGAGUCCUUAUUUGUCUUACAUCAGUGGAGCAUUAGCAGGUUGUGCAGCCACUGUCGGAUCAUAUCCAUUUGAUCUUCUAAGAACCUUAUUAGCUUCACAGGGCGAACCUAAGGUGUAUCCAACUAUGAGGACUGCAUUGGUGGAAAUAGUUAAAACUCGUGGAUUUCGAGGAUUGUAUGCUGGAUUGUCGCCAACACUGGUUGAGAUUAUUCCUUAUGCAGGCUUGCAAUUUGGUACAUAUGACACGUUUAAGCGCUGGACCAUGACAUGGAACCUGUAUGGAUCCUCCAAUAUAAACUUACACAGUAGAGAAGAUGGUCUCUCAAGCUUUCAGCUUUUCCUCUGUGGUCUAGCAGCUGGGACAUGUGCCAAACUUGUCUGUCAUCCGCUUGAUGUGGUCAAGAAAAGAUUCCAGAUUGAAGGACUACAGAGGCACCCAAGAUACGGGGCUCGGGUAGAGCAUCGUGCUUACCGAAACAUGUUUGAUGCCUUGCGAAGAAUAUUGCAGAGGGAGGGCUGGGCUGGUCUUUAUAAGGGAAUAGUUCCAUCGACGGUGAAGGCCGCUCCUGCUGGCGCUGUAACAUUUGUGGCUUAUGAAUAUACAUCAGACUGGUUAGAGGCUGCAUUGACUUGAUCGAACUGUUCACUUGUAGUUUCAGAUAUUAUUUUUGGAUUAUGCGAUUCUUUUGUCCUUCGAGACCUUACAAAGCCCUCCUCAAAGGAAAGGAAGUGGGCACAUUAUUUUUGUCACGACCAUAAGAUUGUAAUUAGACAGCAAAAUGUUUGAAGAUGAAAGUUGAGAUUUGGAGCACCAAGAUUUUUGCAUCA